Dictyostelium discoideum AX4 is the source of this 4284-nucleotide messenger RNA. RefSeq lists its product as hypothetical. The transcript has 4 exons. Gene Ontology annotation, biological process: regulation of DNA-templated transcription; DNA-templated transcription. Lineage: Eukaryota; Evosea; Eumycetozoa; Dictyosteliales; Dictyosteliaceae. Gene Ontology annotation, cellular component: nucleus. The coding region runs from base 1 to 4284 and encodes 1427 amino acids. The record is from RefSeq and is a predicted model, not a curated record. Gene Ontology annotation, molecular function: DNA-binding transcription factor activity; DNA binding; sequence-specific DNA binding.
AUGUCAAAAACAAUUUCAGAAUUAUUUCCAAGUUUACGUGAAAACUCAAGUUCCGAAACCAAUAAAAGAUUAUAUGCAGUAUUGACAGCAGUAACAGAUUUAAUUAGAUUCAAUAAAGCACCAAUCAAUGCUACAUCAUACUUUGCAAUCAUAUUAAAAACUAUUACAGAAAAUAAACAUAAAGAAAAUCAAACACCAGAUUUAUUAAAAUUAUUUUCUUUAAUUUUACCACAAGUUUCAAUUCCAAUUAUUAAAAAUCAAUCAGUAAAUAUUAUUUUACAAAUGAUUAAUAUAUUGGAGAAAUAUGUUACUCAAGAGACAACAUUAAAUUCAACAAUGUCAAAUGAUGAACAAUCAUUAGUUAAAUCAGGUACUUAUAUAUUGGGAUAUGUAUUGGUAUUGGCAGAAUCAAAUCAAUGGUCAACACCAGAAUAUUUAAGAGGUUAUUCAUACAUUUUGAAAUUAUCAGUUAAUAAUCAACAAUCUAAAAUUCGUCAAAAAGCCGCAGAACAAGUUAUAUUGGUUUUAAAUAGUAUUGGUGCAAUUCAAACCAAUGCAAAGGGUGGUGGCGUACAUAAACAUUUGGCAAAUGUUACAUCCCAAUUCUCUCAUGAAAUCUUUACAAAUGUUACUCAUGAAACUAUGGGUACUGCAUUCUAUGCAUUGAAUAUCGUCACUGAAGCAUUAUGUUUAUUACCACCAUCAUUGAUCUCAUUACUAUUGGAAGAUAUCAUAAAAUUAACAAGUCUUUCAAAUUCACCAUUAACCAUUGCUUGUUAUAAAGCAAUCGGUUCAUUAUUCUUUAAAACUAAUCCAUUAAUUGGUUCACAUAUUCAACAAUUAAUUGAAGUAUUAUUUCAACAUCCACCAUCAGGUAUUGAUUAUAAAUCAACUGUUUCUUAUACUGAAUUAUUAACUCAAUCUUAUUUAUAUUUUGUAAAAUUGGAACCAAAAUUAUGUAAUCAACAUGUUCAUAAAUAUUUUUCAAUUUUAAUGAAUAAUUUUGGAUCUGAUAAAGCAGAGAUUACAAAAUGUACAAUGAAUGGAUUUAAAUCAGUAAUUUAUGAAUGUAUAAAUUUGGAAGUAAUUCAACAAGGUAUUUAUUCAUUCCAACAAGGUUCAGGAAAUGCAAAUAGAGAAUUAUCACCAUUGGAAUCAAUUAUUUCAACCAUUGAAAGUGGUUUAAGAUUAACAUUUAAAUCAUCAUGGGAUUUAGUAUUAAUGAUCAUUAGUGCAUUAUUUGAACAAUUAGGACCAAAUGCUUAUCCAAUUAUGAAUAAUACAUUGGCUGGUUUAGAUCAAUUAUAUCAUUCACCAGAAUUUCAUUUCCAAACUCAUUGUCGUCAAGUUUUCAUUCAAGUUUUAUCUUCAAUUGGUCCAAAGAAUUUCUUAAAAAUUUUACCAUUAAAUUUAGAAUCUCAUCCAAAUGACAAAAUUAAAAUUAAUAGAAAUUGGUUAUUACCUUUAAUGAGAGAUAAUAUUAAAUAUACCCAAUUAUCAUUUUUCAUUGAAUAUUUUUAUCCAAUGGCAAUUGCAAUGAAAGAAAGAGGUAAACAAGUUGAAAUGGAUGGUAGAUUAGUUGAAGCAAAGAAUUUGGAGAUAUUAUAUUCACAAGUUUGGGAUUUAUUACCAGGCUUUUUAAAUCAUCCAUUGGAUUCAGACGUUUCAUUUAGAGUGAUUGCUCGUAAUUUGGGUGUUGCUUUAUCCGAUGAACCAGGAUUACGUAUUGUAAUUUGUGCAGCAUUAACACAAAUGAUCAAUAAAUUAAAGGAUACUCAAAUCACUAAACCACCAGUUUACAUACCAUUAAGAAAACAACAUCAUUUAGUCACUCAAGAAAGAGCUACUCAGUUAUUGAAAUCGGUUUCAGUAUUCUCUAAAAACUAUUUACCAAUUCUUUUCAAUAUUUUCCCAACUUCAAAUCAAGAUCAACGUUAUUACAUUUUAAAUGCAAUUGAAGCAUUGGUUUCAAUCACUGAUUCUAUAAAUUUAAAUACAAUUUUUAAUUCAUUAAUUACAAAAUUAGUUGAAGCAUUAACUUUAGAAGGUAUUGAAAAGAAACCAACUCAAAAUUCAAUGGAUACUACAACUACAACUACUACAACCACCACACCAAAAGAAAAAACAAAGAAAUAUUAUUUAACAGAUUUAACAAUUGGUUUCGUUAAACAUUUAGAUGAAGAGAAUAUUAAAGUUUUAUAUAAAAUUAUUAAACCACAAUUGAAAUGUUCUGAUCCAGGUUUACAAAAGAGAUCUUAUAAGAUUUUAGUAAAGAUUUGUGAAUAUCAUGAAAGUUUUAUUCUUCAAAAUUUAACAAAGAUUAAAGCAUUAUUAGUUAGUAAUUUAAUGCAAUCACCAUCAACAAUUAAGAAAACUCGUUUAAAAUGUUUAAGAGAAAUUAUUAUCUCCUUAACUAAAUCUUCAUAUAAUAAACAUUUAUUAACUGAAGAAGAAUUAGAAUUAGUUGCUAUUAAUGAAAAUGAAAAACAAUUAGAAAAUACUACUACAACUACUACAACUACUACAACAACAACUACUACUACAACUACAAGUACAGAUAAUAAACCAAAAGUUAAAGUUAAUAUUGGUUGGGUACAAUUAAAAACUAAAUUUAUACCGUCAUUAAUUCCAGAGAUUAUUUUAUGUACAAAAGAAACUAAUGUUAAAUGUAGAGAGAUUGCAAAUGAAUUAAUCAUUGAAAUUGGUAAAGUUAUGUGUUUAAUCUCUGCAAAAUUAGUGAAACCAAAGAAAGGUGUAUCAAUGGAGGAUACAAUCACCAUCGCUCAUAACGAAGCAAUUCAUGAAUAUUUACAAUUGAUGAUGGCAGGUUUAGCAUCGAUUACUCCACAUAUGGUAUCAGCAUCAAUUGUUUCAAUCGCUAGAGUCAUUCAUGAAUUCUAUCGUGAUAUCAAUGAAGAGUUUGUCGGUCAAUUGGUUACAACUGUACUUGUGUUAUUAGCAUCACCACAUAGAGAGAUUGUAAAAGCAGUGUUUGGUUUAGUUCGUGUUGUAAUUGCAACUUUUAAAGACACAAAAUCAAUCGAAUCUCAAUUGGAAGUACUCGUCAAUGGUUUAGCAAAAUGGGGUGGUAUCGAUAAGAAUUACUUUAGAACUAUCGUUCAAAUCCUUUUAGAACGUUUAAUUAAAAGAUUUGGUUUCGAUCAAAUUUAUCAAUUAGUACCUGAAGAUUUCAAAAAAGUAGUUACAAACAUUCGUAAAAAGAAUGAAAAGAAAGAAAAAGCUAAAGAAUUAUCUAGAAAUGGCGGUGGUGUUGAUUCAAAUGAAAAUAUGGAUGAAAAUGGUGAUGAUAGUAAAUCACAAAAAAGUAAAAAGAAUAAAAAAUCAAAGAAUACUUCUGGUGGUGGUGGUGAUGAUGAUGAUGAACAAAUGUUAGCAUCAGAUGAAGAGCAUAGUGAUAGGGAUCAUAGUGAAGAUGAUGCUGAUAUUGAGGAAUUCCUUUUCAAUGUUAAACCAAAGAAAACUAAAAAAGAUACUAAAGAUAAUUUCCUCAUCAAAGAGGGUGAAGAUCCAAUUGAUUUCUUGGAUAGAAAUGCAUUUAGUCAUUUGUCAGCAAAAGCAGCCGCUGAUAUCGUUGCAAAACAAAUGUUUGCUAAAGCCGCAAAGAAUGGUGGUAAACUUCAAAAUCCAUUCCAACUUGAUGAAGAUGGUCGUAUGAUUAUUGAAUCAUCAGAUUCUGAAGAUGAAGGUCAAAAGAGAAAGAGAGAGAGAAAGAAAUCCUUCCUCGAUCAAGUUUUCGAAGAGAAUGAAGAAGCCUAUGAAAGAAAAGCAGGUUAUCAUGUCACUAAAGCAAAAGGUCUCAAAAAUAAAUUCAAACAAGAUAAUCAUGAUAAUUCAGAUUAUUCAGAUGAUGAUAUCGAUGAAAAUCUUUCACGUUAUAAUGAUGAUCUUAAAUCAAAUUUCACAAGAAGAACAAAUGCUAAAUCUGUUCGUGGUGGUGGUGGUGGUGCUAAAUCAGUCAUGGGUGGCGCUAAAUCAGUUAAAUCAACUCGUACUACUAAUAAUAAUAAUAAAAAUGAAGGUCGUAUUGAAACUGCUACCCUUCGUUAUAACAGAGUUAGAGGUGUUGAUCAUUUAGUAAAUUAUCAAGAUCGUGACAAUAAGAGUACUAAAACUGUAGCUAAAACCAAAGGUGAUAAUCGUAAGAGAGAUCAAAAAUUCGAACCAUAUUCUUAUAUCAAAUUGGAUCCAAAGGCUCUUAAUAAACGUAAAGGUGCAAGACCAACCUCUUUCACUAAUGUCAAGAAAAAAGGUGGAAAAAAAUAA